UAAGACAAGAAUAUCACACUAAAGAGGAACUUAUUGUCAUUCCAUAACUAUUCACAACAGGUCGGUAUCUAACCAGCACGUAGCAUUUCUUCCUUAUACAUUUCCAAUUUGACGAAAUCGAUUGGAUAUGAGUUUUGUAAAAGCUUUUCCUCGUUUCCGUGUGGCCACGCAGGCUAUUUCUAAGCAGUUUUCCACCUACCGGUUUGCUGCUUCUCCUAGAGUUGCACGUUUGCAGAGAAGCCAAAUUAUUGCAAGAGCUCCCUUUGGCAUUCGUAUGGCUUCCCAUGAUUCUAGGAAAGAUUUGUUAGCUGCUUUGGAGUCGGAGCUUGACUAUGAGAAGAAGCACGUUUUGACAGACACUUCUUUGCCUCCCAUCCCAUACGAAAUUGAGGACAUCCGUGGAGAUGCCACAGUGAAGUUGAAAACACAAAAGGGUGAUGAAACUAUCUAUAUCAAGUUUAAUGUUUCCGACGAUACUCAGGAACCCGCCAUGGAAGAGAAUGAGUUGAGCGAUUUUCAAGAAGAGUAUGAAAAUAAGGGUCAAAAUCAGCCCAUUCAAGAGAUCCCGGAAGACGAGGUUGGUACUUCUGAGGCUUUGGGUCGCUUCCAACCUUGUACUGUUGAAGUCUUGAAACCUGGUGCCGGAGUUUUGGCUUUCGAAGCUAUGGCUUACGAUGAAGGCUUCGAAAUUGAGAACAUUUUCUUCUCUAAGGAUACUGACGUCUUAACUUCUGACAGUGUUGAAGCUGAAUGGACUCGCCGCAAACAAUAUCUUGGCCCUUCCUUUAAGGAAUUAGAUCCGGAGCUUCAAGACCUCUUCCACAGUUUCUUGGAAGAACGUCACAUUGAUUCUGAAACCGCCUCCUUCGUCAUUUCUUUCGGUUUAACUAAAGAACUCAAGGAGUACGUACGUUGGUUGGAAAAUGUUCGUGAUUUUGUCAAGUAAAGUGAUCUACCCAAAUUUUGCUUACUUUCUUCCUGGUAUAUUGUGUGUGCAUGUAUCUGAAGAGUUACUUGCUUACGUUAAGUGACCAUCUCAUAUAUUUCAAACCUCCAAAUUUCUUCCUAAUUUUACAUAAUAGGCAAGUCAUAAAUUUGAGUAUACUAAAAAUAAAAUUAACCUUAAUCUAAACCAGUCCCA
This is a messenger RNA of Schizosaccharomyces cryophilus OY26, 1141 nucleotides long. Its product is annotated as Mam33 family protein. Gene Ontology annotation, biological process: cytosolic ribosome assembly. Lineage: Eukaryota; Fungi; Ascomycota; Schizosaccharomycetes; Schizosaccharomycetales; Schizosaccharomycetaceae. The record is from RefSeq and is a predicted model, not a curated record. Gene Ontology annotation, cellular component: mitochondrial matrix. The transcript is spliced from 2 exons. Bases 128 to 946 code for a protein of 272 amino acids.